AUGAGCAACUACGGUGGAAGAGGAGGCAGCAACCGCCACGACGAGCGCUACGACAACAAUCCUCGCAGUGGUGGUAGAGGUGGUGGCGGCGGUGGUGUGAUCGUCAGUUUAACGAUGUCGCCAACGGAAUAGGACAGAUGCGCGUCGACGACAGAAACGGAGGACCGUCGGGAGGAAGAGGAGGACCGGAAAGAAACGGAAAUGUCGGAGGUAGAGGCGGGAACAUGUACAGUCAGAAUUCGAAUUCCCAAGGCAACCGCUCUUACCAGCCGAAAAUUGACCGCUCUGCUCCGGCCGGCUCUGCCUACAACCCGAAUGCGCCAAUUUCGACAGAUCAACUCCCGUUCAACACGCAGGAGUUCGCAAAGCGCCCGGCCAGAAUGAUUUCUGAGAUGAAGCUCGGCGACAAAAUUGAUCUGGUCACCAACCACGCCCUCGUGAUGCUGCCAGCGGAACCGAUCAAGUUGUACAGCUACAACGUCGAAAUCUACAAUAGAAGAAAUCACAUUCAAAAAAGAGAGGAAGCAGCGCCGAUCUUCUGGAUUCUUUAUGAAGAGCAUAAGAGCAGUUUACCGCACAGGGGCAAAAUUAUCUUCAACGACGUUAACCAGCUCUGGUCUCGCGGACAGAUCGGCGGCAACGACGCUGUUCAGACAUACAAUGGUCUAUCAAGAAGUACAAGAGACUUUGCGAUGGUUUUGAAGUUCACCAGCUAUUUCAUGUUCGGAGUGGGUCCGAAUGCCUCCACCGACACUUCGAUGAUGUGCACGAUCACAGAUGCGAUCGCAACUGCACGAGUCCGUCAGACGACGUGAGUUUACUUGGUUUUCUGGUUCAAAUGGAAUCUAUAAAUAUGAAUCAUAUAUGAUUUUUGCUUCAGACACGAAGGAACGAGAUACUCAGUGUUCAAGCAUCUCACCUUCUUGGUUAAGUCGUGCGCCACAGAGGGUUCUAUGCCCGACGUGCCCCUCUAUCAUCCGAUCAAAUGGGGAACCGACGCGAAAGUCGGAUUUUCGAUUGCCUUCCGCAUGAAUCUCCGCGCCGGAAUGACCGCUUGCUUUGACAGUAAGUUGGCACAAUGUCGAUCGCUUCGAGAUCGAAUAUGUUUUCAGUCAACCAUUCCGUCUUCACGAGACCAGGAUACCCUCUCGUCAGACUGUUGGUCGAGCUCUGCGCGGCUGAGCCGAUCACAGACGAAGAGUACGAGGAGAAAUACGACGAGUACAUCAGAAACGCGCGUCCUGAUGAGAAUAACAAAAGUGUGAUGCAAAGAAUUCUCCACGGCAUGACUCUCCAUUUCUCCGUGAGCCCUGCAAUGUCUAUGGACGCGGCAAUGAGACCCAAUCAGGACGGCGAAAGGAACGGAUCGAGACAAUUCAAGUUCUACGAACUCGCUGAUUCUGCUCUUGAAGAAAAAUUCGAGUGGGUGGAUAAGAACAACGCCGUGCAUUAUACGGACAUUGCCACGUACUUUAAGGACAGCUAUCAGUAUAUUCUCCGCUAUCCACAUCUUCCAUGCGUGAUGAAGAAGCCGAGCCAGAAUUCUAAGAUCAAGCGAAUCCUUUUCCCUAUGGAGUUGUGCUCCUACAUUGUCAACCCGACCAGAUACCAGGGAUUUUCUCCAGAGUCGUUCCGCGCCGAUAUGAUCCGAUUCACGACGUACACUCCGAAACAGAGAAGAAUGCUGCUCCAACACGUCAUCGGCCAGGCCCCUCUCGCUCGAACGGAUCCCGUUGUCGACAGCAAUGACACGCAAAUGAAGUGCUACGAAGUCAACAUUGAGCCCGAGAUGCUCGAGGUGAAGGCGACGGUGCUUCCGGCUCCGACGAUCAUCUACGGAAACAGCACGGUUCACGAUGAGAAGCGCACCGGCGUUUGGGAGGCCAUCCGCAAUGAGCCCGUUCGCACCGUGCUCCCCGAUGGAAUCCUGGCUCCUGGAGGUCAGCUCACGAAGAAGGUAAUCGGAUCGAUCAUCGCGAUCGAGAGCCCGCGAACUAACAUGAGAGAGUUGGAGUUCAACCAGUAAGUGUUUUCUGUCAAGGGUCCGAUCAAGUUGUCUCUGUUACAGUGAAUCAUACGCCCAUCUGAUGCGUGCACUGGCUAAAAGCGGACAGCCAAUUGUUUGGGCCGAAGAAGAGUCUGGUGUCCCGGCAAUUUUGAGUCUCAUUCAUUACAAUCAAAACUACGACACGCCACAAGAUCUCUUCAAAUCAGUUCUAAAUAUUGCCGCUACGGCAAAUCGCGAAUACGCAACAGAAGGGGACGGAUUCGUUAUUGUGCCGCUCUUCUUCUUGCUCUUCCGUGAACGAGCCGCGGUGUACGAAGGCAACGAGACGUACAAUGACUACAGUAAGCGAACCGACUCUGAUCGGGCGAAUGUAAAUAUUGAGUUAUUCCAGAUCUGAUCAAGUUCCUGAUGGACAACAAAGCGGGCAUCAUUACCCAAGGCAUGUUGGUCUGCAACUUCAAUCGUGUUAUGGUGAGCGCUCUCUCGAUUCAUUUCAAUUUCGCUUACUUUCUUUUUUUAGUCGGAUAUAACAAUUUGUCCGUUCACGUGCCACAUCGUGGAGAAGAUUCUCGGCAAGAUCGGAACGACGCACCGCAAGUUGGAGAGAGAGGGAGCUCACAAGUCGUGGACUAUGCUGACCAACCCAGACGCGCCGACCCUCGUCCUCGGCAUUGACGUCUCGCAUCCCAAGACUCAGGACCGCGAGAACGGGAAAGGCGGCAAACCGGCUAAAAAGUGGCAGCAGGGGAAGGAGCACGAACCGAAAGACAUCAACUCGUUGUCCGUCGCCACCGUCGUCGGAAACAUCGAUUUGGACAUCACUCAGUUCAGAGCGUCCAAUCGUCUUCAAGACGCUGGCUGUGAACAGAUCAUCCGAAUGGAGCACGAGGUGUCGAUUCGCAUCUCGGAAUUCGUGAAGCACACAGGAAAGGUGCCGGCUCACAUUGUCGUCUACCGCGACGGAAUUUCGGAGGGAGAAUUCCAGCAGAUUCUUUACGAAGAACGCACUGCCAUCGAGUCGACUUGCAAGCAACUCGACAUUAAUCCCACACUCACCUAUAUCGUUGUGUCGAAGAGACAUCACACGAAGUUCUUUGCCAAGGAUAAGGACACCAAUCAAUUCAACGCCAACAUCCGGCCGGGAACAUUGGUGGAAGAUAAGAUCACUACCGAAAAGUACUACGACUUCUUCCUCGGCUCGCAAGUCGGAAUGCUCGGCACGUCGCGUCCGACCCACUACUACGUGCUCCACGACACGUGGGCUCCGAUGGUCUCUUUCUGGCCGACGGUGACUCACGCGCUGACCUACUCGUUCGCCCGUGCCACCACCACGACAGCUCUUCCGUCCGCCGUACAGUACGCUCACCUGGCUGCCAAGAGAGCCAAGGAGACGCUCUACGCAGCUGACAUUGUUAGAGCGUAAGAGAAACAGCGAAAAGAGGGGCAACAUCUAUUUGUUUUCUUUUCAGCAUCCAAAACCAGCCAAUGUACAACCCCGAGUGCCUCCAAGACGUCGGCCGCCUGACCGAAGCGAUCAACGCGCAUCCGAACUAUGUGGGAAUGCCGUUCAUCUAG
Messenger RNA from Caenorhabditis sp. 36 PRJEB53466, 3583 nucleotides. NCBI's taxonomy places the organism in Eukaryota, Metazoa, Nematoda, Chromadorea, Rhabditida, Rhabditidae. The record is from the annotation of a GenBank genome assembly.